GGAGCUUCAACCCAACUGACUGAAGAGCAACCUGAACCAGAAGGGAAUUCCACUGAACGAGGAUGCUGAAAAACUACAAACACUGGUCAUAUUGACGGAGACAUGAGAGAUUCUUGCAGCUUGAUAAUCUGGACGUGAACCUCAACGUUCUUCCUGCUCUUUUUUUUUAUCUAGUAAUGGCUGAUCUGAAUGAACAUCUCAUUUUUCCAGACUUUACAGCACGUUCCUGACCCUGACCUUUCGGCCCCAAAAAGGACCGACCGGAAUAACCGUUUCAUACAUUUUCUCAGGCAAAGAGUUUUAAAGGAUAUUUUUGAUUUUAAACAUAGUGUUUUUUGUUUUUUUUUAAAUCAUGCACAUGCACCCUGUCUUCUUGGUUAGAAGGGGAAGCUAUCAGAAGUAACCACUGCAUGCAUCAUGUGGGGAAAACCCCUAUAUAACUAGCACUGAAACACAUUUUUAUUUUUUACCCUGGUGAGCAUCGUUACAGCUUUGGGUGAAACAUGCUUCUGAAGAAGAAGCUGUGCAUCUGUGCCUUGUCUUGCUUGGUCCUAUUUUUUAUGAUCGUCUCCUACACGAUCCAGAAGAACAUCGUUCAAGAUACCCCGAGCACCACGAGGACCAUCGUUAAACUACAGCAAGUUCAGCAACGCAUGUGCAGCUGCUCAACUUGCGUUGCAGAACCAGGUGUCUCGAAGUGGUUUGACAAACGUUAUAACCAGAGUCAGCAACCAUUUCUUACGACCGGGAAAAACAAAAUCGAUUCGUACUCUUUGAAGUGGUGGCUGGCUUUGCAGCAGUCAGGUGAUAGCACAAUCAACGAAGUUAUAAGAGAGAUGUUCAAAGUGGUUUCUCCUCCCAACGGGAAAGAAAUUAAUUCAGAUCGGUGUCAGAGGUGUGCCGUGGUUGGAAAUUCAGGAAAUCUUCUGCAUUACAAGUAUGGAUCCAUGAUAGACUCCCAUUCCUUCGUCUUUCGCAUGAACAAAGCAACAACUGUGGGUUUUGAGCAAUUUGUGGGGAAUAAGACCACUCACCACAUCAUGUACCCUGAGAGUGCUGUGGAUCUUGCUUCUGAUGUCCAUCUUGUCCUGCUGCCUUUUAAACUAAGAGACAUCGAGUGGUUGACCAGUGCUCUAUCAACAGGAAAAGUCAAAACGACAUACAUGAGAGUAAAAGACUUUGUGAAGGCAGAUAAGGAUAAGGUGAUGGUAGUUAACCCAGGCUUUCUUAAAUAUACUUACGAUAACUGGACAGAACAUCAUGGCAGGUACCCCUCGACGGGCAUACUGGCUAUUGUGUUUGCCCUACACCUCUGUGAUGAGGUCUCCGUGUUCGGAUAUGGCGCAGACACACAGGGGAACUGGCACCACUACUGGGAGAACAACAAGUACGCCGGAGCCUUUCGCAUGACGGGCGUGCACAACGCCGAUUUCGAACACAAAGUUAUCCAGAUGCUGAGCGCAGAGGGCAAAAUCAAACUGUACACAAAAGCCAAAAAGAAGCUUUCUGAGAAGCUUCAUUAAGCGACUCAGGGCCACGAGCGCGCACGACGUGCUGAAGAAGUGCUGAGGCCAAAGAUAUGCCACACUCAGCCACCCGGCUGUGAUCCACCCGGCUAUUAACUCUGACCACUGUGAGUUACGCUCAACCAAACCCACUCAGAACAUGCUGUAUUCUUGCACGACCAAACAAACCUUUAUUUUUAUAUGAACCUUGUUAUUAAAUACCACACAUUUGAUACUGGACCACAAGUUGGAGAAAAUAAUGAGAAGUGAAAAGAGCUUGGGUGCCAACAGAGCUGAACUCACACCAAAUGCCUUAAAGCUACUAGAGCUUCAGGAAUUUGACACUGUGCUAGUGCACAUGACGAUGACUAGUGGUGGCUUAGUGUUUAAGGUACUGGACUAGUGAUUAAAAGCCCCAUUGAUGCCAAGGUGCCAGAAACCAUUAAUUGCCUGCAAUGUAUUUAGUCACAAUUGUGAAGCCACUUUGGAUGAAGCGUCCACAAAAUGUAAGUCUGAUUUCCUGUAAACGAGUGUUCUUGGUACCAUUCUUAUUUACUUUUUACCUUCUGGUUAGUGAGCCAUGUCUUUAUUACUGUGUUAAUAACUUCAACAGGAGGUUAUGGAAAGGUUUAACAGGGCAGUGAUAGCUCAGUGGUUAAGGUACUGGACUAGUAAACAGAAGGUUGCCGGUUCAAGCCCUCGCCACCACCAAGUUGCCACUGAUGGGCCCCUGAGCAAGGCCCUUAACCCUCAAUUGCUCAUCGUGUUCAGCUCAUUGUGUAAGUCGCUUUGGAUAAAAGCGUCUGCUAAAUGCUGAAAAUAAAAAUGUUGAAGGUUUAACCUCCUUUA
Messenger RNA from Trichomycterus rosablanca, 2354 nucleotides. RefSeq names its product ST3 beta-galactoside alpha-2,3-sialyltransferase 8 (gene st3gal8). Gene Ontology annotation, molecular function: beta-galactoside (CMP) alpha-2,3-sialyltransferase activity. Bases 504 to 1523 code for a protein of 339 amino acids. Gene Ontology annotation, biological process: sialylation. The record is from RefSeq and is a predicted model, not a curated record. Gene Ontology annotation, cellular component: membrane. NCBI's taxonomy places the organism in Eukaryota, Metazoa, Chordata, Actinopteri, Siluriformes, Trichomycteridae. The transcript has 7 exons.